AUGCUAAGGGUCUCGUUUAACUAUAUUGAGGAUUAUACUUCUCUACCCACUGGACAGAAAGGAGAAAAGAGAGGUACACAGCUAGAUACAGAAGAAAAUUUAUAUAGACAUGUGGUGGUUUUGUCCUCUUGCGAUCGACCCGUCUGCCAACGCGGACUGCCAGCGCGCGUUCCCAUAUUACACUAUAUACUACUUAGGCCCCUACUACUAGCUGGAUCUAAAAGACUUUUGGUAACCUUUACAGAAAAAGGUAGUGUCUUGGAGAGCCACAAAGACGUUCUAGAUAAAAUUCAGGAUAAGCUUUACAUAGAAGAUCAGCAAAAGCAGGAGAAAGAAAACCGUAAAGGCGGUAAAACUUUCGGUGGCAAACCGCCCUAUCCGCCUAUCAAUAUUAAUACGUUGCUAUUAAAGAAUACGGUAUGUGAUAUUGCUUUAUUAGAUGGCUUCGAACUGGAGCACAUCUAUAAGGAUUAG
Penicillium waksmanii is the source of this 474-nucleotide messenger RNA. RefSeq lists its product as uncharacterized. The record is from RefSeq and is a predicted model, not a curated record. The coding region runs from base 1 to 474 and encodes 157 amino acids. The transcript has 6 exons. NCBI's taxonomy places the organism in Eukaryota, Fungi, Ascomycota, Eurotiomycetes, Eurotiales, Aspergillaceae.